GUUCCAGACGCUUGCAGCUACUCGAUCUCACCUGAAACACUGGCGACUGUUCGGAAAAGAUUCGAUGAACUUUUAUUGGUGGAUGAUUCUGAGGAUGACGAGAAUGAUAGUGAUGGAGGGAACGAAGAGGAUUAUGUCGAUGGUUAUGGAGAUGAUGAUUCAGUGGGAAGUUUGGAGGAAUUUGUGGUGAAAAGUGAUGAGGACAUCGUUUAUGAGCAGGACUGGGAUGAAUUGGAUGAAGCUGAACGGGUGCUGGAUGAAGAGGAGGUGAGGUGA
Messenger RNA from Anisakis simplex (herring worm), 276 nucleotides. NCBI's taxonomy places the organism in Eukaryota, Metazoa, Nematoda, Chromadorea, Rhabditida, Anisakidae. The record is from the annotation of a GenBank genome assembly.